AUGAGGAUUAAGAGGAAAGAUGGCAGCGGGAAGUGGUAUGUGUCAUGUUUUGUCGAGGAGCAUAAUCACAAACUGGCAUUUGGAAAGCUUGUGGAUUAUCUACGGUCACACAAGAAGAUAUCUAAGGUAGAAGUUGCUCAGCUAACAAGCAUGAGGGAGAUUGGAAUCAGCAUUUCGAAGAUUUAUGAGUCAUUUGCAGCACAAUUAGGGGGUUUUAACCUGAGAGGGCUCCAAGGUGGAGACAUAAAUGCAGCUAUAAGGUACUUCAAAGGUCUGGCACCCAUGGAUGGGAAAAAGUUUUUGAGGUACAAGGUUGGGGCAGGGCAACACCUGUGCAACUUGUUUUGGAGCGAUGGUCGUUGUCAGGAAGAUUAUUUGUUGUUCAGCGAUGUCCUGGCAUUCGAUGCAACGUACGAUCGUAACAAGUAUAACCUACCCAUUGUUGUCUUCUCUGGAGUAAAUCACCACAACCAGACAUGCGUUUUUGGUACAGCGAUGGUUUCCUGCGAGUCACAUGAGUCUUACAUAUGGGUUCUUGAGUAA
This is a messenger RNA of Arachis duranensis, 543 nucleotides long. Its product is annotated as protein FAR-RED IMPAIRED RESPONSE 1-like. NCBI's taxonomy places the organism in Eukaryota, Viridiplantae, Streptophyta, Magnoliopsida, Fabales, Fabaceae. The transcript is spliced from 2 exons. The coding region runs from base 1 to 543 and encodes 180 amino acids. Gene Ontology annotation, biological process: regulation of DNA-templated transcription. The record is from RefSeq and is a predicted model, not a curated record.